UUUUCAUGUUCUUCCUCCUCUGUUCCAGAUUUCGAUUCCUUUUUUGGAUCUCACAACCCGAAGACGAAGAGAGACAGAAGUUGAUAGAGAGAUGACACUGUUUCACUUCUUCAACUGCGCGAUUCUCACCUUCGGCCCUCACGCCGUCUAUUACUCCGCCACUCCCUUGUCUGAGUACGACACACUUGGUACUUCUGUUAAAGCUGCUCUUGUUUAUCUUGGAACUGCUUUAGUUAAGCUGGUUUGCUUGGCAACCUUUCUUAAGGUGUCUGAGAAUGAUAGCUUUGAUCCGUAUCAGGAACUACUGAAAGCACUAAUUGGAUUUAUCGAUGUUGCUGGGCUGUACUUUGCCUUGACUCAAUUGACUCAUAGGAACAUCUCCCAAAAUCAUAAAUUUCAAGCUGUUGGACUUGGAUGGGCUUUUGCUGAUUCUGUUUUACAUAGACUGGCACCUCUAUGGGUGGGAUCUAGAGGACUAGAAUUCACAUGGGAUUACAUUCUGCAAGGCCUUGAAGCAAACGCAAACUUGGUGUUGAGUAUAUCUCUUGCUGCUUUGGGAUCUCUGAUGUGGCUUCGGAAAAAUAAACCCAAGACUUUGAUUCCCAUCAUAUAUGCAUGUGCGGGAAUUGUGGCAACCAUGCCAUCCAUCACAAGCUACUUGAGAAGAGGAUUGGGGUGGCAUUUUCCUAAGGUGGUAGGCUUUGAACUGUUCACCUCUCUGAUGAUGGCUUUUAUUAGCUGGCAGCUCUUUUCUGCAUGUCAAAGACCCUCUUCUUGAGGCAGUCCAGUAGCUUCUCUAACAGCAGAUAAUUGGCUGAAGAAAAAGCUCUUGAAGCAUAUUGAAAGAAUUCGCUGAUCAUAUUGCUGUUAAUUAUCACUGCCAAUUGUUGCCUCAAGAGGCUGUUGUGUUGCUUUUAAAUUGCAGUCUCUUCUAUAUAACCUUUAGAAAUUAUUGAGAAACAAUUUUGACUUGCACUG
Populus trichocarpa (black cottonwood) is the source of this 978-nucleotide messenger RNA. RefSeq lists its product as uncharacterized. The coding region runs from base 92 to 778 and encodes 228 amino acids. Lineage: Eukaryota; Viridiplantae; Streptophyta; Magnoliopsida; Malpighiales; Salicaceae. The transcript is spliced from 7 exons. The record is from RefSeq and is a predicted model, not a curated record.